AUGACGAGUAGGAAUAACACGUCUGUUCCUCUUGCUGAAGUGUUGCGUCAAGAGCGUAAGAAACUGACACUCUUCCGUCGUCCUUUAAGUGUUUUCUAUCACUUUGGGAUUGUAUUCUUUCGCUUUUGCAAGUGGUUAGCACUGAAAAUACAGCGUAAUGCAGCCACACGAUUUGUUGUGCUGCCAUUGUUGCUACUGUGGCUCGUAGCUUCAAGUCGUGAUGGUCCACACCAUCAACUGCUAGACGAGUUUAAUAAUAACAUCAAGUUUGUCGUCUGGUGGGUGGGAUUGGGUGUUCUCUCAAGUGUGGGACUGGGUACAGGCAUGCAUUCGGGUAUUCUCUUUCUCUUUCCUCAUAUUUUCCUAGUGGUGCAAGGGGCAGAAGAAUGUAAAUCACUGGAUUUUGAUAGUCGCCACCACAUGUGGUUCCAUCCAUUCGAGGCAAAUUGUAACGACGUAUCGGAAGUCUCUACGGUCACGUUCGCCGCCAUCUUUUCGAAGGUUUUUCUUCCUUGUAUUCUCUGGGGAGCAGGUACUGCAGCUGGAGAGAUUCCACCCUAUGCACUUAGUCGUGCUGCCAAGCUCGCUGGUCAACGCAAUGAAGAGUUUGAGGAGAUUGCUGAGUCCAAGUCUCAGUACAAUCUUAUGAACAGUAUGAAAAACUGGAUGAUUCGUUUCUUGGAAAAGCACGGUUUUUGGGGCGUCUUGCUCAUGUCAGCGUGGCCUAACAUGGCUUUUGAUCUGUGUGGUAUCUGUUGCGGACACUUCCUCAUGCCUUUUUGGACAUUCUUUGGCGCCACGCUUAUUGGCAAGGCUCUCAUCAAGGCCAACAUGCAAGCUGCGUUCUUCAUCACUAUCUUCACGGACGCACAUCUCACGCGAGUGGAGGCGCUUAUUGGGCGUAUUACACCCAAACAGUGGGGGCUUGGCUCUCGUGUUAGUGAGUUUCUACUGGAAUGUCGUGAGAAGUUUCAUUCGGCCCAGGUCACGGCAGCUGCGGAGCAUGCAGGCACGGCUGCAACUUCUGGUAGUAGUCUGGUUUCCCAACUUGGCUCAUGGAUCAUGGUGGCAUUCAUUGGCUACUUUGCCAUUUCGUGCAUAGAGCAGUUUGCUCAGCAGCACGCAGCCGAGGAGGACGAGAAGCUGCUUCAGAAACAUAAGUGA
Messenger RNA from Peronospora farinosa, 1164 nucleotides. Lineage: Eukaryota; Oomycota; Peronosporomycetes; Peronosporales; Peronosporaceae. The record is from the annotation of a GenBank genome assembly.